Penicillium cinerascens is the source of this 654-nucleotide messenger RNA. RefSeq lists its product as uncharacterized. The record is from RefSeq and is a predicted model, not a curated record. Lineage: Eukaryota; Fungi; Ascomycota; Eurotiomycetes; Eurotiales; Aspergillaceae. The coding region runs from base 1 to 654 and encodes 217 amino acids. The transcript has a single exon.
AUGCCAGAAGAACCAACCGACUCGCCCCCGGCGCCUCCUUCAGGCCGAGGCAAGCAGCUCAGCAGGUUCCAAGAAGCCGCCUUGAUAAGGAUCUCCAAGGAGCGCCAGGGAAUCAACCCAUUCAUCAAGCACAGAAAGGCCUUUUGGGUUGGGAUAUCCAAGCUACUUGAGAAAGAGACUGGCCGCGUCUACUCGUGGCAGUCGUGCCGGCGACGCAUAAUCGCCUGGGAAUCCACCUUCCUAGGGGCUCCGCACACCCACAAGCCGAAGCCGCCUUAUUCCCCUCGCGAUGAACUUGGCCAAGAGGCCACUCCCACUCCCGUGACUGCUCAGGAGAGUAGCAUUAUCACCUCGGUCGAAGAGAGUGACGAUGAGCUGCUGCCCGAAGCACCCGUCAUCUUCCAACGUGGUUUCGGCGUCCGUCUUCAAGCCCGUCAGAAAAGGACAGAGAACGCGCUGCGCAGUGACAUUCUCGGCAUGGUCCGAAACACCAUGGACAGCGUUGCGUCUCAGAUCGAUUACUUGACCGAUGUUCUCACCGACGACGUAAAUGACUGUGAAGGUGUCAGGGCCGCACUUCUGAACCUCCAGAAUGAAGUCGCCCAAGCAGUGGAAAAUUAUGAGGAUACUAAUGGUAUGCAUCCACAGAAAUAA